Messenger RNA from Eublepharis macularius, 2508 nucleotides. RefSeq names its product taste 1 receptor member 2 (gene TAS1R2). Gene Ontology annotation, biological process: sensory perception of sweet taste; G protein-coupled receptor signaling pathway. Gene Ontology annotation, cellular component: membrane; sweet taste receptor complex. Lineage: Eukaryota; Metazoa; Chordata; Lepidosauria; Squamata; Eublepharidae. The transcript is spliced from 6 exons. Bases 1 to 2508 code for a protein of 835 amino acids. The record is from RefSeq and is a predicted model, not a curated record. Gene Ontology annotation, molecular function: sweet taste receptor activity; G protein-coupled receptor activity.
AUGCUUGCCAGAGCGGUGGCUGCCUGCCUCGGCGCUUUGGUCGCUGCAGGGAGUUUCGUCACCACGCCCCCUUCCCAUUUCCACCUGGCCGGAGAUUAUAUUCUGGGGGGGCUCUUCUCCCUUCAUGCUGAAGCAGGCAGCCCUGAUCUCCACUCCCAGGUGCCCGUCUGUAAAGACUACCAGCUAAAGGUUGUGAGCUACAGCUACCUCCAAGCUAUGCGCUUUGCGGUGGAGGAGAUCAACAACUCCAGCAGCCUCUUGCCUGGGAUUUCGCUGGGCUACGAGAUGGUGGACGCCUGCUACCUCACCAACACCAUCCACCCCCUCCUCUAUUUCCUCUCGGACGACCGUUCCCAGGUAGAGCUGCAGACAAAUUACACUUAUUACCACCCCCGAGUCCUUGCGGUUAUCGGUCCGGACUCCUCAGCGGCGGCUGUUACUGUUGCGUACAUCCUGAGUCUUUUCCUCGUCCCACAGAUCACCUACAGUGCAACCACCGAGGCCCUGAGCAACCCCAGACUCUUCCCGGUUGCUUUCCGCACUAUCCCAAGCACUGACCAACAGAUCACGGUCAUUCUCAAGUUCCUGCAGAAAUUCAAGUGGAACUGGGUCAUUGUCCUCUCCAGCGACGACGACUACGGUCAGCAGAACUUGCAGAUGCUGCGGGCCCAGGCCACGUGGCCCUGCAUCGCUUUCCAGGAGAUCAUCCCAGUGCAGCGGGCAAACCAGGCAAACGGCCCCACCCAGCAGCGGAUCAAGAGCGUUGUCGGCAAGAUCCUCCAAAGCACCGCCAAAGUGGUUAUCAUCCUGAGCUUGGAGCUGCCUCUCGCGCCUUUCUUCCAAGAGGUCCUCCAGCAGAAUAUCACCGACAUGGUGUGGAUUGCAGCCGAAGCCUGGGCCACCGACCCCUCCUUGCACAGCAUCGCCAACCUCUCAAGUAUAGGCACCAUUUUUGGGGUGGCUGUGAAGGAGGUCCCUGUGCCGGGGUUUGCUGACUUCCGCAUCAGGUCGCCCUCCGGCCCAACGGAUCGAGCCAGAGCGCCAGCUGGGGCUGGAACGUGCAACCAAGACUGUGACCGGUGCUUACCACAAGCUCGGUUCUAUGACAAGAGCCUCCGGGGGACAGGGGACCGCAUUGACUUCAAUGUGUUCUCGGCAGUCUACGUUGUCGCUCGGGCCUUGCACCGGCUGCUGCGUUGUGACCGCCCGGAGGGAUGUGACAAGCAAAGAGUUUACCCUUGGCAGCUACUGGAGGAGGUGGGCCGAGUGAACUUUUCUUUGCUGAAUACCACCAUCAAUUUCGAUGAGAAAGGAGACCCUCCCAACGGCUUUGAGGUCAUCCAGUGGCAAUGGGAUGUGCCAGACAGGCCUUUUAAGAAGAUUGCCCACUAUGAAUCCUUGCAAAAAGAGCUGAACAUCUUUUUCAAAGAUAUCACCUGGCACACAACCAACAACACAGCCCCCAAGUCAAUCUGUUCUGAGCAGUGUGAACCAGGCCAUAAGAAAAAACUCAUUGGCAGCAUUUCUUGCUGUUUUGAGUGUGUGCCAUGCGAAGCUGGGACUUUUUUCAAUAAAAUCGAUAAUUUCACCUGUCAGAAAUGCCCGUCAGACAUGUGGUCCGAGCCAGGAAAAGAAUAUUGUUUCAAGAGGCUGGUGGUGUACCUGAAGUGGGAGGAGGCCCCCUCGAUUCUGCUGCUGCUCUGCUCGGCAUUGGGCCUCUUGUCUACUCUAGGGAUCCUGGCCAUGUUUCUCUGCUAUUCUGACACACCAGUGGUGAAGUCUGCUGGGGGCAGGCUUUGCUUCCUCAUGAUAGCCUCCCUCUUUGUCGGCUUCUGCAACAUCCCUUUCUACAUCGGCGUGCCCACGGAAGUCAAAUGCAUCUUCCGCCAGAUGCUCUUCACCCUCUGCUUUACGGUCUGCGUCUCUUGCAUCACCGUCCGCUCCUUCCAAAUCAUCUGUGCCUUCAAGAUGGCCGCCCGGCUGCCUGCAGCCUAUGACUUCUGGAUGAAGUACCACGGGCAGCGGGUCUUCAUCGGCGUCAUCUCUGCGGCCAAGUUCAUCAUGCUGGGAGUCACCAUCUACACCCACCACCUGGCACCAGUGGAGCCCACCGUGAGCAGCAACCCGGCCGUGCUGAACCUCAUGUGCAAUGCCAACUAUAAGUCCAGCAUGAUCCCCAGCAAUGUUUUUGACAUGGGACUGUCCUUCCUGUGCUUCUGUUUCGCCUACAUCGGGAAAGCGCUGCCCAAGAAUUACAACGAGGCCAAGUACAUCACCUUGUCCAUGACCUGCUACUUCAGCUCGUGGGUGGCCCUCUUCCUCGUGAUGUCCGUCUUUGAAGGGAUGGUGGUGAUUAUCUUCGACGCGGCCAUGGUGCUCUUCAACCUCUUCAGCAUCACCGCAGGCUACUUUGGUCCCAAGUGCUAUGUCAUCCUCUUUCACCCAGAACGGAACACUGCUGCUUUCUUCCAGACAGCCAUCCAGAGCUACACUAUGAGGAGCGAUUAG